CACCGAAGGUGUUCCCAUUCAAGGGCUUACCGGUGGCGGAGGUGACUCCCGCCGAGUUGAAUACAUCCUCACGCGUCAAUCGAAGGGCGGUGAGAAAUUCGAAUUCUAUCUUGAGAUGGCUUGCAAUGAUUUGUUUGGCAAUGGAUCCAAUGGGGUAAUCAAUCCCCCGGAUCCGAACAGAUAUUACACCCUUAAGAAAGUUGAAUUGGCUGUUCCAAACCAUAGAGCUUUUAAAUUAUUUCACGACUUUGAAAUCAUUCUCGAGAUGGCUAAAACCAUUCCACAUGAUACGAUGAGAUCGACCCAAGCUCUUCACACCGCGAAUGGUAUCGUUAACGUUUAUCGUUCCGAUGAUGAAAAUUCCAUUGAUGAGGCACUCGAGAUUUCUCGUGAGUUUUUAAGUCACAAAAAUGGCAGCAGCACGCAGCUUAGGAUGACGGCCAUUGGAAACUGUCACAUCGAUACGGCUUGGUUAUGGCCAUUUGAUGAGACUAAGAGAAAGGUGGCAAGAAGCUGGUCGACACAGGUUGGACUAAUGGAGAUCUACCCGGAAUACAAGUUCGCUUGCUCUCAAGCACAACAGUUUGAAUGGUUAGAAACUUAUUAUCCUGAGCUAUUCAAAAAAAUCCAAAAGAAAUCUGCAGAUGGUCAAUUCUUACCUAUAGGUGGGACUUGGGUCGAGAUGGAUUGCAGAUUUGCUUACGGAAAAGUCACGUUUGAUAGGCAACGUUACUUCGAAAAGAAUUUUGGUCAUAGAUGCAAAGUAUUCUGGCUCCCAGAUACUUUUGGGUAUUCUGCCCAAUUGCCACAGAUUAUCAGGGGUGCCGGCUUGAAGUACUUUUUCACACAAAAACUCUCGUGGAAUAACAUUAACUCGUUCCCGAACACCACCUUUUAUUGGAUCGGGCUCGACGGCAGCAAGGUCUUGACGCAUAUGUGUCCCGCCGAAACAUACGUGGCCCAAUGUAGACCCGGAGAGCUCGUCCGCAGCGUCCAAAAUCACAAAGACAAGGAAUUCAGUGACGAAGCUCUGCUUCUAUUUGGUAAUGGAGAUGGCGGCGGCGGACCACUUGCAUCAAUGCUCGAACGGCUUCAUCGAUUGAAAGACAUUGACGGUCUUCCAAAAGUUGAAAUUGGUUCGGUCGAUGAUUUUUAUGAGAGGGUUGAGAGAAAUUCCUCCGAGCUAGUCUCCUGGAAGGGUGAACUUUAUUUCGAGCUUCACAGAGGCACAUACACAUCGCAUGGAAAGAUCAAACGGUAUAAUCGAAAGUCCGAGUUGCUGCUGCGAGAUGUAGAAUUGUUGUCAACCUUUGCUUUUCAAAGUGACCAAAAAAAUUGCGAGUCAUUAUCCAAAGGAUACGCUGGAUGGUUUAUGGAAAUAUGUUUUAUUGUCAGCACUGAUUUUUUUGCCCGUCGUGAUUUGCGCAAGGCCUUCUUUGGUAUUGAACUUCGAGAAAGGGCUCUUGAAAAAUUAUUCAAAUCAUCCGCAUCUUCUCCGGACACCGAGGAAGGGUUACUUGUUUUCAAUACGCUCGGGUGGGAUAGGACGGAGGUUGUUGAAGUUCCGGCUUCUUCCGGAUUGGGUUCCUUUACUCAAUACGCCGUGGAUAAAAAGUCCGGUUAUGUCCUUGCUAAGGAUACUGUUAGCUUGGGCAUUCAAAGCAUAGACGUUGGAACAAGCGAUAUCGGUGAUAUCUCUCCUGCAACUGUUACCUCGGUGAGGGAUGAUUUUCAUUUCUUGGAGAACAAAUUCGUCAAAGCUACUUUUGACAAGCACGGUCGUUUGACAAGUCUCAUCGAUAAAAUAAAAGAUCGAGAAAUUGUUCCCCCUGGUCAAUUUGGAAAUGCAUUCAAAAUUUACGAAGACAUUCCACUUUUCUGGGAUGCUUGGGAUGUGGAAAUCUAUCAUCUCCAGAAAGGACGUGAUGCUGGCCUCGGUGGAACAGUAAAGAUUUAUGAUAAUGGGCCACUUCGUGCUUCGUUGCUCCUGGAGACAAAGCUGAGCAAGACAAGUUCAUUGCGCCAAAUCAUUUCUUUGUCAAUUUUCUCUCAACGACUAGACUUUGAGACGGUGGUUAAUUGGGAUGAAAACCGACAAUUUUUGAAAGUGGAAUUUCCAUUUGACAUUAAUUGUGAUUAU
Molecule: messenger RNA, 2140 nt
Organism: Acaulospora morrowiae
Lineage: Eukaryota; Fungi; Glomeromycota; Glomeromycetes; Diversisporales; Acaulosporaceae
Source: the annotation of a GenBank genome assembly